GUUACCUUAGCCAGUCCCUGAAUGUGCAGGAAAGAAGAGCUUUUUAUGUCAGCUGUUCACAAGAAAUUCUCAGAAAUUCUUUACAUAGUUCUUUACAUCUUGGAGAUGGCAAUAAUCUAUGCCCUAAAGAGAAGGUGGGCUCAUGGGAAUCCUAUGUGAUACUUUGAAAGAAGCAGGAUUACAGUGUUUUAAAGCGCUUUGCUGCAAGGGACCACCACCUCCACGACCUGAAUAUGACUUGGUUUGUAUAGGUCUCACUGGUUCUGGCAAGACAAGUCUACUGUCUCAGCUUUGCUGUGAAAGCCAAGAGAAUAUAGUUUCUACAACAGGUUUUAGCAUAAAAGCAGUGCCAUUCCAGAAUGCCGUCUUGAAUGUAAAAGAACUUGGAGGGGCUGACACUAUUAGGAAGUACUGGAGUCGUUACUACCAAGGAUCCCAAGGGGUAAUAUUUGUAUUAGACAGUGCCUCCUCGGAAGAUGAUCUAGAAACGGCGAGGAAUGAACUACAUUCUGCUCUUCAGCACCCACAGUUAUGUACUCUACCAUUUUUAAUAUUGGCCAAUCAUCAAGACAAGCCAGCAGCUCGCUCAGUGCAAGAGAUCAAAAAAUAUUUUGAACUUGAACCACUUGCACGAGGAAAGCGCUGGAUUCUUAAACCCUGCUCCCUGGAUGAUAUGGAAGCAGUAAAAGACAGCUUCACCCUUCUGAUAAAUUUGCUAGAAGAGAGAGAGCUCGAGCCUUCAAGAAUGUGAAAAGCUAGGAAAGAGGACUGCUUCUCCAAUCAUCAUUGUACCUGUUUGUUCUGCUCCCAGCUUAAUUAUGAUUUGCUAUCAAGACUGUGUUGCCGCUUACAGUAAAUAUAAACUUUCAUUUAGUGCAGAAGAUCUGUUUGUUAAAAUAAAUGUGCUGUAAAUUGGGUAUAUGAUUAUUCCAGUUAAGUCAUCACACUACUGAAAUAUAGGGAGUUACUCUUUGUUUACCACUAAUUCUGCUCACUGCAUGUUUUCUCCCUGCAUUAUCAUAAAAAUAUACUUGAUAUGGAAUUCUGCAUGCACAAAAUCACAAGCUGUAAAGGUUGACAAAAAAUACCACCAACUAUGUUUUCUGAAAAGUAAGUGUCAUAAGAAUUUGUGGAUAUUACUUUGUGUGUUAGCUAGUUUGCUGACCCCAAGGACUAUCUGGAAAGGACGGCCACUGAGAAUACCCGUAAAUCAUCUUACAAGCAAGGAAAUGUCUUGAUGCAAAGUCUAGUCUGAAGUCUUACUGAAUGAAAAUACAAAUACCUUGCUGGUUGAUUACUAUUCUAAUUCUUAACCCUUUCAAAGGCACAAGCAGUGAAGUUAAUGGGAGUAAGGGGAAAUAAGACACAAACACAGCGUGUGCACAUAUCAGAAUUUGCUAUGGACUUUGGAUUAUCUGGAAUAUAAAAAAUAGCUUGCAUAAAAUUGCAGCUACAACUUAAGUAGAUAAUAUUUGUUAAAAAAUUAAAUAGGUUAAAUAAAAUAGUUUACCUGUUUUUUUUAGUGACUAUGAUUAAAGAGCAGCAAGAGUAUAUGUAUUUUAACUCAGAUGUGGAUACUUGCUGGAUAAAUAGCAUGAUGUGUGACAUUUAAAUUAAGGGAUCUCCUGUAUUUCUCACUCAAAGUAGUAUUGUUAUCACAACUGUGCUCCUACCUCUAUAUUAUAGUUAAGGGUCUGCCAAUAUCUCUGUUAUAAACCCCUAUUUUCAGGACUUUAAAAAAAUGCCUUCAGAAAUUUGCUGAGGACUGAAUGUUAGUAAAAAGUUUAUUAAUCAGAACCAAAGUUUUGAACAAAUUUGGAAAAAAUCCAUUCAGUUCAAGGAAUGCAAUACAUAUUCCACCCCUUAACCCCAGCCACCCCAGGUUUGCAGCGUUUGCAUGCCUUUUGGCAGUUUUAAAAUGAUAUAAAUCAGUUUGGUUUUCAAGUGAACUUCUCAGUUCAUUGAUUCAUAAUAAAACCAGAUAUCACAACAGGGUAUAGAAAUCAGUAGAUGUUUGGUACAUACCUUGGUUAUUGUGCCUCGUCCACUGAUAUCCUGCUUGAUGCAUACCCUGCAAUGGCAUGUUGAGGGUAUAGAAAUCCAUCUUGAUUCUGUGUUUCAGGUUUUGGAAAAUCGUCUUAAACUACUUUUCAGAGCUUUAUGCAACAUGUCUUUUCACUCUGAAGUUUCAUUUCUUUAAGUUUAUUAUAGUUUAUAACUAGUUUGAGGAUAAGAAAAAAUAGUGAGGGAGAGCCUAUAAAAGCUGGUUCUCUAUUUGUAAUGUACUCUUUGCUAAAUUAACUGGUAUCUAUAACUUUUACCUUUUUAAGUUUCCUUGAACUAUUUGGAUCACUUCUUCCCUCACUUGUGAACUUCCCUGAGGCCCACUUCAAUAUAAGUGUCUGGCCUGGUAGAGGCUACUUCAACUCACUUCCUAUAAUCAAAACUAAGUGGGGGUUCCUGAGUAGCUUCUGAAUUAAUUGUGUAAUAGAAACUGAGAGCUGAAAGUGACCAGAGCGCUAGAAUCUUUUUUUUUUUUUUGAUGGACACACAGACUUUUAUUGAGCGGGGGGCGCAAACAGGUCGCAGCCCAGGGCGCACAGCAGGUUUGCUUUCAGGAAAGAGGCCACGUGUCGGGCUGUCAUCCCCUCCACCUGCUGCAGGUCCUCCACCUGGGAAGGGCCCGUGCUGCUGUCUCCAGGCCAGGAUGCGCUGGGCUCUCUUGUUCCCGAUGCAGCGCAGGGCCUGCAGCUCCUUGGCAUCGCCCUCGUUGAGCCGCGCCAGCAGGUUCUCCCGGCUCUGGGCUCACUGACACUUUCCUCUCCCUCUCUUCCCCUAUCUUUGUAUUUCUUACCCAUGUGCUGCCCCAAGGCACCUCUUCUGCAGAUACUCAGGAACUUAAACUGUUCAUGUUACUCAAAACCAGCUCCCAAUUCUCCUUCUAUGAAUUGGAAGCACGCUUGCUGCCCCUCAGGUAUUGCUGUGCACCUUGAGUGGGCUCCCUGCACCUGAACUAAAUAGGAAUUGGGAUCUAGUUUAGAGCUUCCAAUUCACUCUUUCAGAUAACACAAACAAUUUAAAGUUCUCAGGCAUCUGCAAAAGAAGCUGUUUGGAGGAGGAUGGGAGUAAGAAGGGGAAGCGGGCUGCAUGCAAAAGGGAAGCCUGCUCUGGGGGCAAAAGGGGAAAGGAAGCAUUCUAAACUUUAGCUGCUUUUCAGUUUAAAAUUAGAGGGUGGGAGGAACAAUCUUUUUACGAUUUUCUGCCCUGUGGCCCAUAUUAGAUGUAAUUAAUCAAAUUCACAACAGGUGUAAAUGAGACCAACUCCACUUACGUCUUACUGUUGGUGUAAAUUAGUGAAUUUGAUGCAAAGGUCAUAGGGGGUUUGAUAUUAGUUUGGCCAUGAGAUCUCAGCUAUGCACUGUUGGAAAGUGCUACAUAGCAGUGAUAUCAAGAAGGCCUAACUAGCCAAUCAGAAUGUGACUUUAGCCAUACUCUCUUAUACAGUAUAUUAGGACCUUUUGAUGUUUAAUUCUUUUCUUUAGGAAAACGUCAACUGCACAGGAGCAGUGAAUUUUUUUUUGUAAUGAUUUUCAAUUUGCAUAUUCUUAAUCGCUCUAUACUACAGGUUGAAACAAUACCUUGUAACUGUUACAAGGUUUCAAGAAAGGUGUUUAACAUUACUUUGAAUAUGGUUCUGUUUGUGAAUGGAUUAUAAUGGAUUUGUAGAUUUUAAAUGUUUAAACACUUUCACCUUUUUUAUGGAGGGAUUAAAAAAUUCAUAGCAGUUCAUGUCACACUUUCUUUGUCUAAAGUGUUCUUGAAUAUUCUUAAUACAGAAUCUGUGAACACCACACUAUUUUUAUUCAGAUGACCAAUCUCAAUUACUGUUUUCUCUUCCUGUGCAUUCAUCGUUUAGAUUAAAUAAAUUCAAUCAGUAGGAACGAGCUAAGUGCCAUGCAACUUCAUUAAACAGUGAAUAUUGUCUUUUU
Molecule: messenger RNA, 3989 nt
Organism: Mauremys mutica (yellowpond turtle)
Lineage: Eukaryota; Metazoa; Chordata; Testudines; Geoemydidae
Gene: ARL15
Product: ADP ribosylation factor like GTPase 15
Exons: 5
Coding region: 143-751 (202 amino acids)
Molecular function (GO): GTPase activity; GTP binding
Source: RefSeq, a predicted model, not a curated record